AUGAAUACUGAGGAAGGAAUGAGAAAUCCUCAUGACACUGAAUGUACUGAAGGAGUUCAGGGUUUGAAACUCAGAGCCGUUUCUGAUGAGGUGCCAAUUUCCAAUGGGAAUGUUGUUACUGAAGAGGCUCGACAUUUGAGUAGUCAAGCUGUGAAUGAUGGGUGUUAUUUUGAUAUGGGAGCUGAGGAAGGAGUGAGCAGUCCUGGUAACACUAAAUGUGCUGAAGGAAUUCGGUGUUUGAAACGCAAAGCCUUUUCUGAUGAGGUGCCGAUUUCCAAUGGGAAUGGUGUUGCUGAGGAAGCUCGACACAUGAAUGAUGGGGUGGUAUUUGCCGUUGGAAAUGGUGUUGGUGAUGUGGCUGGGGUUUUGAAAAAUGAAGUAUUGAAUAAUGGGGUAAAUGGAAAUGGUGUAUUUGAAGAGGAUCGGCAAUCGAAAAGUGAAGCCAUGAACAAAGGGAUGGUAUUUGGCUAUGGAAAUGGAAUUACUGAUGUGGCUGGGGUUUUGAAAAGUGAAGUGUUGGAUAAUGGGUUUAAUGGAAAUGGUGUAUUUGAAGAGAAUCGACACUCAAAAAGUGAAGCAAUGAACAAUGGGGUAGUAUUUGCCAACGGAAAUGGUGUUAUUGAUGUGGCUGGAGUUUUGGAAAGUGAAAUGUCGAGUAAUGGGGUAAAUGGAAAUGGUGUAUUUGAAGAGGAUCGACACUCAAAAAGUGAAGCCUUGAAUGAAGGGGUGGUAUUUGCCAAUGGAAAUGGUAUUAGUGACGUGGCUGGGGAUUUGAAAAGUGAAGUAUCGAAUAGUGGGGUGAAUGGAAAUGGUGUUAUUGAAGAGGGCGGAGUUUUGAAAAGUGAAGUAUCGAAUAGUGGGGUGAAUGAAAAUGGUGUUAUUAAAGAGGGCAGGGUUUUGAAAUGUGAACCUAUUAGCAAUGGGGUGCCAAUUGCUGAUGGGUUUGAUUCUGGUGACGGGGGCUCUGGUGGGCUUACAUGUCUUCAAACUUACAAGAGGCGAAAAUAUGAUAAGUCAAGCUCAAAAGGCAAAGCUCAGGAGGAUUGGAGAAAAUGUGUGGAAACUGCAAGUCAUAUAGCAGACCAGUCUGUGAAGGAACCCCUUGAUGCAACUUUAGGCAAUACUGCAGAUGAUUGUGCCCAUAGACAUUGGGGGAAUGAUGUACUAAAGCAUUUAUAUGAGUCAUUAGGCAAUGUCGAUGGUGGCAUAGAGGGGGGCAUAGGGCAAGCACUAAUUCACCAUCCUCAAAGAAGUUGUGCCGCCACUUUUAUGCAGGGAACUUCUACAACUGACAAAGAUGGACAUGCAUUCUCUUCACAAUUUGACCACUUAUCUCAUAGACCACAGACUGAAGCUAAUGGGCAUGCAUGUGCCAUGCAAAAUGGAUCUUCUAGUGAACCGCAUGGUGUGACUGAGAAGUGUCAGCGCGUGCUCCACGAUAUAUUAACCUCAGAAAAAUUCAAUUCAUUACGCAAGACUUUACUUGAAAAUUUCCAAGGAAUAAAGCUUGAAAGUGUAUUUGAUUUUAGUGUCAUGAACUCAAGGAUGAAGCAGAAAACUUAUGAACAAUCACCUGUACUUUUCUUGUCAGAUUUUCAACAGGUCUGGAGAAAGCUUCAAGAUGUUUGUAAUGAGAUCUCUGCUCUUUCUAAAAGCCUCUCCAUCAUGUCAACAACUUCCUACUCUCAGCUGGUUGGAGUUUCAGCGCAGAGCACAUUUAAAGAUGAAAAACAAGUGGAAUCGGACUCAUACAUGAACCCGGAGCAGACAGAAGAAUGCACUACCUAUAAAAUUUGCCGUUGCAGUCGUUGUGGAGAAAGGGCAGAUGGUACAGACUGUUUGGUGUGUGAUUCAUGUGAGCAGGUUUACCAUUUGUCCUGUAUUGAGCCCGCAGUGAAAGAAAUACCUCACAAAAGCUGGUAUUGUGCUAAUUGCACCACUAGUGGCUUUGGAUCUCCGCAUCAGAAUUGUGUAGUAUGUACGAGAUUGAAUGAUGUAAUAACUCCAAAGAAAAUAAUUGGUGAUGAAAGCCUCACUACAAAUGAGGAAACACUUAAUGAAUUUCAAGAGAAUUCAAAUUGCACCUAUAGGGUUCAAGUAUCUAAAGAUGAGGAAAAAACACUGGAUUGCAAAGUGUGUGGAAAUGAAGUCCUAGUUGAUGGUGAAGAUUUUAGAAUAUGUCGUCACUCUUUUUGCCCAAGUAAAUACUACCAUGUAAGGUGUUUGACAAGCAAGCAAUUAAAUUCAUAUGGUCGUUGGUGGUACUGCCCUUCUUGUUUAUGCCAAGUUUGCCUCAUCAAUAUAAACGACAAUCAAAUUGUCCUCUGUGAUGGCUGUGAUCACGCGUAUCACAUCUAUUGCAUAAAACCUCCUCUAGCUUCUAUUCCUAAAGGGAAAUGGUUUUGCAAAAAAUGUGAUGCUGGAAUCAAGGCAAUAUCCCAGGCAAAAAAGGCGUAUGAGAAUAGCAAGCUGAGAACCGAUGACAGUGUUUCAAAGCCAAAAGCUAAUAAUGAAAACAGUUGCAACAAUAAAUGUGUAGAAGAAUUGGAAAGUGUUGGAGGAAUGGACAUGCUUUUAACUGCUGCCAAUUCUCUGAAUUUCGAAGAUAAUUUGACCGAAAACCAGUUUGAGUAG
This is a messenger RNA of Vicia faba (fava bean), 2634 nucleotides long. NCBI's taxonomy places the organism in Eukaryota, Viridiplantae, Streptophyta, Magnoliopsida, Fabales, Fabaceae. The record is from the annotation of a GenBank genome assembly.